Molecule: messenger RNA, 1178 nt
Organism: Uloborus diversus
Lineage: Eukaryota; Metazoa; Arthropoda; Arachnida; Araneae; Uloboridae
Gene: Galt
Product: galactose-1-phosphate uridylyltransferase-like
Exons: 10
Coding region: 68-1117 (349 amino acids)
Biological process (GO): beta-D-galactose catabolic process via UDP-galactose, Leloir pathway
Cellular component (GO): cytoplasm
Molecular function (GO): zinc ion binding; UDP-glucose:hexose-1-phosphate uridylyltransferase activity
Source: RefSeq, a predicted model, not a curated record
AAUCAGAGUAGAAGAUCAUGCUGAUAAUUUUUCCAUCCAAACAGUUGCGUAAAGUACUUUUCUGAAAAUGAAUUCUCGCUUUUGCGCUGAAGAACAUCAACAUAUCAGAUACAAUCCAUUGAAUGACAAAUGGAUUUUAGUUUCCCCUCAUCGUGCAAAACGACCGUGGAAAGGACAAGUUGAAAAAGCAUUUGAAACAGAUAUACCCGAACAUGAUUUUAAGAAUCCUCUUUGUCCUGGUGCCACCAGAGCUAAUGGAGAGGUGAAUUCAUUUUAUGAAAGCACUUACGUGUUUCCAAAUGAUUUCCCUGCUUUGUUGGAAAACGUUCCUGAACCAGAUCCAUCAUCACAUCCUCUCUUUCAAGCUCAAGCAGCUAAAGGAGAAUGUCGUGUUAUGUGCUUUCAUCCGAAAUCAAAUGUCACUUUGCCUUUGAUGAAAAAUGAGGAAAUUUUGGAAGUCAUUAAUACUUGGAUCAAGGAAAUGCUUGAACUUCGUACUAAAUAUAAAUGGAUCCAGAUAUUUGAAAAUAAAGGGGAAGUUAUGGGAUGUUCAAAUCCCCAUCCUCAUUGUCAGAUAUGGGCCAGCUCCUUUUUACCUGAUGAACCAAGAGCUGAAGAUUCACAGCAGCUUAAAUAUUUUCAGAAGAAUAAUCAACCUCUUUUACUCAAUUAUAUAAAUGAGGAAAUAGAAAGGAAGGUACGAAUAGUGGUCAUGAAUGAUCAUUGGGUCGCCUUAGUACCAUAUUGGGCUGUGUGGCCUUUCGAGACGAUGCUUCUACCCAGACGACAUGUUCUUCGAUUAACUGAUCUGAAUGAGGAGGAAAAAUCAUCUUUAGCAGAAAUAAUGAAGAAGCUAUUAACAAAGUACGACAAUUUGUUUGAAACUUCUUUUCCAUACUCUAUGGGAUGGCAUGGUGCACCUGAGGAUAAAGAAUCAGAUUAUAGUCAUUGGCAACUUCAUGCGUCCUAUUACCCUCCACUUUUGCGUUCAGCUUCUGUUAAAAAGUUUAUGGUUGGAUAUGAAAUGUUAGCUCAGGCCCAACGUGAUUUAACUGCUGAACAGGCAGCAGAAAAAUUGAGGUUACUACCAGAUGUACAUUAUAAAUUGAGAGAAUAAUUGAGUGCAAAUACAGAAGUUUGUUUUAAGAAUAUGCCAAAGAUAACAAGUAAAUACAAAA